AUGCCGGCCACUACACAAGAGACAAUCAGUCUCUCCAGCACAAACGUCAUCAUCCACCCUCUCGUGCUUCUCUCCGUAACCGACCAUGCCUCCCGAUCAGCCUCAGGCUCGCGCAAACGAGUCGUCGGUAUCCUCCUCGGUCAAGACAACGGCAAAACCAUCAACGCCGCCAACUCCUUCGCAGUACCCUUCGAAGAAGACGAACGAGAUGCCAAAACAUGGUUCUUGGACCAUGACUACAUUACUGGCAUGAUGGAGAUGUUCAAAAAAGUCAAUGCCCGCGAAAAGAUGGUCGGGUGGUAUCACACCGGCCCACGACUCCGAUCCUCGGAUCUCGAAAUCAACGAACUGAUGAAGCGAUUCAUUCCCCGACCUGUCAUGGUGAUUGUCAACCCGAGACAGAGGGAUGUUGGAAUCCCAACCGACGCCUAUUUCGCCGUGGAAGAGAUCAAAGAUGAUGGAACUGCAACGCAAAAGACAUUCAUGCAUGUUCCUAGUACGAUCGAAGCUGAGGAGGCGGAAGAGAUCGGUGUAGAGCAUCUCUUGCGUGAUAUCCGCGAUACAACAGCUGUGGGAACCUUGUCGACGCGCGUUUCGAGCCAGUUAUCGAGCUUGCGUGGUUUGCAAUCGAGGUUAUUGGAGAUCAGAGAUUAUUUACAGGCGGUGGUGGAGGGGAAGUUGCCGGUAAAUCAUCAGAUCAUCUAUGAUUUGCAAGAUAUUUUCAAUCUGUUGCCGGAUCUGGAUAAGAACAGUGAGGCAGCAAAGUCGUUUGCGGUUGAUAACAAUGAUAGGUUGCUGGUGGUGUAUCUGUCGAGUUUGAUUAGGGCGGUGAUUGCGCUGCAUGGUCUGAUUAGUAAUAGGAGGGAGAAUGAGAAGGGCGAGGAGGAGGCUUCGAAUACGAUUACGAAUGGAACUUCGGCGAAGGAAGGUGCUGAUGAUGCGAAGAAGGAGGAUGGGAAAGAGGAGAAGAAGAAGGAUUAA
Messenger RNA from Ustilago hordei, 981 nucleotides. Its product is annotated as putative RPN8 - 26S proteasome regulatory subunit. Gene Ontology annotation, biological process: proteasome-mediated ubiquitin-dependent protein catabolic process. The record is from RefSeq and is a predicted model, not a curated record. The coding region runs from base 1 to 981 and encodes 326 amino acids. NCBI's taxonomy places the organism in Eukaryota, Fungi, Basidiomycota, Ustilaginomycetes, Ustilaginales, Ustilaginaceae. Gene Ontology annotation, cellular component: proteasome complex; proteasome regulatory particle. The transcript is spliced from 2 exons. Gene Ontology annotation, molecular function: metallopeptidase activity; protein binding.